Liolophura sinensis is the source of this 6325-nucleotide messenger RNA. RefSeq names its product myelin expression factor 2-like. Gene Ontology annotation, molecular function: mRNA binding. The transcript has 14 exons. Gene Ontology annotation, cellular component: cytoplasm; ribonucleoprotein complex; nucleus. The coding region runs from base 8 to 1828 and encodes 606 amino acids. Lineage: Eukaryota; Metazoa; Mollusca; Polyplacophora; Chitonida; Chitonidae. The record is from RefSeq and is a predicted model, not a curated record.
AGAGAAAAUGGCGGACCUAUCACUGCAAGACAGUGGAGCAGAAUUUGAAGAAUCUAUAAAAACAGAAAGGUAUUCCAGAUCGCGGUCAAGAUCCCCUUUGGACAGGUCACGCUCACGGAGCCCAGGUAGAAACAACCACAGAGAUAGGGAGAGAAGACGUAGUAACAUCACUGUGAAUACAAAACGUGUCUUUGUCAGCAAUGUGCCCUAUGAAAUGAAAUGGCAGGACCUCAAAGAUCUGUUCAGAAAAGAGGUUGGAGAGGUGGCAUUUGUGGAUAUGUUAGAAACAAAUGAUGGAAAAUCAAAAGGAGCAGGUAUCAUUGAGUUCAAAGACAAGGAGGGGGCGCGACGGGCGCUUGAAAAGAUGCAUCGGUAUAAAGUGAAGGACAGGGCACUUGUGGUCAGAGAGGAGAGGGAAAAAGAUCGCAUGCAGCUUCAGCAACAGAAGAUGGGAGGUGGGGGUGGAGGGCCUAUGGGGAUGAACAUGGGCGGAGGCAACAUAGGAGGUGGGAACAUGGGCGGAGGCAACAUGGGCGGAGGCAUGAUGGGCAACAUGGGCGGAGGAAUGAUGGGCAACAACUUCGGUAUAAAUCCGCAAAUCCUACAGCAGCUGGGCAUUGAGGGACCCAUUACUAACAGUGUUUUUGUGUCCAACCUGGAGUACAAUGUUACAUGGAAGAAGCUGAAAGAUGUCUUUAAACUCGCAGGGAAUGUUCUGCACGUUGAGAUCAAGAAAAAUAAAGAAGGAAAGAGUAAAGGCAUUGGUGUUGUGGAAUUUGAGCACCCUAUGGAAGCAGUUCAAGCUAUAUCUAUGUUCAACAACCAGGAGCUGUUUGGUCGAAUGAUGAGAGUCAAAAUGGAUGCUGACGCACCAGAAGUCCGCCCUAACCCCAUCAACUUACCGAGUGGCCUAAAGGGUAUAGGUAUGGGCCUUGGGGCAGGGGGAGCUCCUCUGCAGAACAUGCACCAGAUGCAAGGCAUGGCGCCAGGUGGGAUGGGGAUGGGAAUGGGAGGUGGAAUGGGCAGUUUCUCAGGUGGAAUGGGCAACAUGGGAAAUAUGGGUAUGGGAAUGGGCAACAUGGGUGGAGGCAUGGGCAACAUGGGGAAUAUGGGUGGUGGCAUGGGCAACAUGGGUGGGACCAUGGACAUGGGCAACAUGGGUGGAAUGGGUGCAGGAAUGAGCAGUGGGAUGAACACUGGUAUGGGUGGGAACAUGAACAUCCCGGCCAUGACGGGCAACCUAUCCGCGGGAAUGCCAUCCAACAUGGGAAACCUGGGGAAUCAGAUGAGCAACCUGAGUAGCGGGCUAAACACCAACAUGGGGAUGGGCAUGGGGGACAGUAUGAGCGGGAACUACGGUGGGGCUAACAUGGGCAUGAUGGGAGCAGCCAGUAACAUGGGUUCUGGGGGAUUAAGCGAGUACAGCACAAUGAGCUCGACAAACGUCAGUAACAUGAUGGGCAGCGGACAGGGGAUGGCCUCCAGCUACAACCAGAGCCAGCCGGCACAGAACUACAGUGGCAACUCCAACAGCAGCAGAAGUAAUGUGAGUGCCAUCGGCACCGUGUCCAACAGGGGACGACAAGAGGGCUGCACCGUUGUGGCCAAGAAUCUGCCGUACUCUUGUACGUGGCAGACUUUGCGGGAGCGUUUCAGAGAUGUGGGUGAUGUGAAAUUUGCGGAGAUUAAGACUGACAAGGAUGGGAAAUCCCGUGGGGUGGGUUUGGUGAGAUUUGGCAGUCCUGAGGACGCACAGCGUGCUGUCAACCUUCUCAACAGGACAAGGAUCGAAGGACGAGAGAUCGACGUCAAGCUGGACCGUUUCUAAAACGGUAUUGUCACUUUGUGCCCCCCCAAAACCCUUCAGUGAACCUCUUUGGCAGUCUUUGACAGUUUUUUAUUGUGGAAUUCUUGUCGGGUUGGAAUCCCUUGGAUUGUCAGUCCAUAUAACGGUAGUUGUCUUGAAAGAACUUUGAAGGUGUACAACAGACUCUUUAUUUUUAGUGCUGGCAUGGUGUCAUGAGAACUAUGUUGAAGUGAAGGGGGUAUCUUGUAUUUUACCAAAAUGAAAAACCAAAAAAGGCAAAAUCAAUUAUGGAUGUGCAAAGUCUUCUUGAAAUAUAAUAUGGGGAAAAAAAAUAUGCAGAUCUGAGCAAGUUUAGGGAGAGUUCAAAUCUGCUGCCUGAAAAAAUCCGUAGAUUGUUUUAUCAUUGUUCAUUCUUUAUUUUGUAAUGAUAGAUUGAUUUGUAUUAUCGGCAGAAAUUAUCUCCAGCGAUCAUCUUCUCAUCCACAUUUUCUCUGGGGCCAAGUAGUAUUUCGUCUGUAUUCUCGCGAUGUUUCUGGUAUUCUUAAUAAAUAUCUUGACAGUGGAUUGGGAUGGUUGGAAUGGCUUGUGUUUUUGUGUGUUUGUUCUCUGUUAUAUCUGAUCGGACCGUUUGCCACUCUAGUCAGUGCCGACGCCUGCAGUUAAAUGAGUCAACAUGUACAUUGCUCUGUGAGAAGUGUUGUUGUUGUAUAGCUAGUCUUCAGGUAUAACAGUUUCUGUUCCAAACAGUUAUUGUUAACAUAUUGUUUUUUUGUCCGAAAGAGUCUAUAUAUGAUGAGUAAAAGUGUACUGUGUACAGACUUGGAUUGUCUCCUCCACCAUAUUAGAUACUUUCUGUUUGUUUGACAUGUUUGCAAUGGUGGUGGAGGUCAUGGUAGAUCGAAUAUUAUGAUUGGCCUGGUCUGCUGAAGUGUGUCAAAAUAUGCUUUGGUCUUAAUAUUGUAAGUUGAACUAGAAAAACACUGAUGCUUUUCUCCAGAUUCGCCAUUGUAUCAAUUCUUUUGUCAUCAGUCAUAUGCUUAUGUAUGUGCUCAUGAGGUUAAAUUUGGCACAUUGAUGGUGUCCAAAAUGACCUUACGCGUUAUAUUCACGAUGGGUUGAUCAACCCAGGUCUUGUGGUAAGUUGGGUAAAUUUGGAUGUGUGUGCCUACCGUGUCACAGGGAUAAAAGUGUGCAAGUGUAGCCUGACCAGCCAGAGGUGUUUGUCAUUUCUGCCCUUACAUGUGCAAGACGCUGUCACAAGACUUUGAACUGGGAAGAAUGGAUUUGUCUGAUUAACAAGUGCAAAUUUGCAAAAAAAAACUUCUCACAAGAGUAUGUCGUCUUCCCUUUGUAAGUGAAUGGCUAGAGGAAACUUUAACUGACAGAGAGACAGGCAGACACAGACAGGCUGAGAAACACACAGGCAUAUAAACAUAAAACAUAAACAUAGUAGAUAGGCAGACAGACACAGAGACAGACCGACAAACAGAAUGACCACUGUCGCUAAAAGAACAACAGUUUGUUAAAUGAUAAUCUAACCCAUAAGUGAUCCCUUUAGGAAAUGGAAACUUGACGUGUUUGUUCUGCGGCUUAAUAUCAGUGCUUACUCAGCAUUUUACUGCUUUCAUUGCUAUCAGACAUUCUCAUAAUCUUCCCUUUGUCAGUCGUAUCCCUAUUAGAUUUAUUUCGACCAAUGAUACGUUUUGCCUAAGGUGAUGGCUGCUGUAAAACUUGUAAAUGACAACGUGUAAAUGGAUUCUGUAACAUGAAUCUCUUUCAUGUGAGGUAGUUUUUCUUUUUAUUCAAAGAUGCGUGGUUUCUGUGUAUGUCAAGCCUGAAAAUAGAUUUUGUACUUAUUCAGAAUUUUGAUGAUAUGGAAGAAAAAAAACUAAAAAAAAACUAUGAUGUCUGGUGAAAGGAUAUGGUUGUAUCCAUUGGUCUUAAAGGGGUGAUCAGCAUUUGUAGUUGAUCUGUUUUCAGGCUUGGGCUUGAAUGGGCCUGUGGUCUUAGUUCUGAAACAGGAUUGUAUCACCGUGUCUUAUGAUUAAUCUGAAUUAAUAGUUCGUCUGAAGUCAUGAAUAAUGGAUUGUAGGCGAGCUGAUUGAGAUUAGAAAAGCUCUGUAUUUCUGACUUGUUUUUUCCCCCCCACACUAUGGAAUUGAUAAGUGUGCACAGAAAAAUAUUUGACACCCAAGAUUUCCAAAGAUGUUAAUUGAUGUUUGCAUUAACAUGAAAUCAUUCUGGCACACUUGCUCUUCCAUUGAAGUGUAUCUAAUGUUUCCAUCUAGUAUGAUAUGGUGUGGUGGAAAAUGAUUUUAAAUGUGUUAAGAAAUGCUGUGUUGUCUAGCUACCUUAAGUAAGAAUUUCGAAAAGGUUUGAUAGUCUUUAGUCAAGUGAACGAAGCAGCUAAUCUGCUGAUGUUGCCAAUUGUUUGAAAAGGGCCACUGGUCUAUUCUUCCUUGUGUGCAUCGUUGUUGUUGUUGUUCCAGGUAAGUACUAAGUCUUGGAGAACUGCAAGUUGUUUCAGAAAAUACCUUUACGAUUGUUUUUGUUGUGACAUGAUCCUUGUUUUGUUGCGUUUCUCGGCUGGCCUGUUGUGAGGCUCUUGACUGGGCCUACAGUCUGUGGGGGAAUAUGUCUCGCUUAACUCUCCCGAGUUGAGGCAGAUCUGUCGGUCAGUCUAUUGGCCUCUGAAGAGUACCUGUUCAAAGUCAGAAUAUUUACCAUGAUGGAGCUGCCUGGAAGGUUCUUCUCAUCCAGAACUUGACUAGAUUUCUGAACAGGUUCUCUGUCACAGAAGAUUGCUUAUGCGGUAAGCUCUACGACAAUUCAUUGUUGGGGGUCGAUCUUAAAAAAAAAGUCGUCAAGGUCUGUUACUUGAAAUCUGGUAGAGUUAGGCAGCUGUAUAUUAUUACUAGUAGAAAUAUAACAUCAUCCCAUUGCAAGUGUUAUACAGCACAAUCUGUGGGCUGUUGGAAAUGUCAUUUGGGUCUCAAGUGGGCUGCCUUCAUCACUAAACUGCCUGGCUGGAAAAUGGAGUAAUUGCACUGUCUGAAGGGGGUUUUAUUUUUGGGUCGGUUCCGCAAUUUGAGGUUCUUCAGUAAAUGGGACUUAAGUAACUGAUUCAGGAAUUCUGGAUGUCCUCUUCCAGAAAGAAAGCUAGCAUGACAUGAGUCCUCAUAAAAAAUGUAAAAGUUCAAAAAGUUCAGAAAUGAAAAAAAAAAAUUAAUAGUGCAAAAGUUACUAAAUCAAGGAAAAAACAUGUUGAAAACUCUGUUUUAAAAUAAAUUUCAUUGACUCUCCCUCCUGGAAUUAUAAAUAACAAAUUUUGUCCAUAUCGUGUGAUAUAAUAGUUUCUGUAAAUUGUACUCAUCAAUCUGAAGUAUCUGCUGGUGUUUAAAAGAGAGCUAAAUAUCUCUAUGUCAAGAGGUAAACAAAAUUCUGCAUCCUAGUGAACAGUUGGCUGCAAGUCAAUCCUUGAUUUAAUUCCUGUUUGAAGUACACAAUCUUGUUUGUAGGUGUGCAAUGCCAAGUCUAUACCAGCUCAAUUAAACCGAUCUCCUAAAGGCCCGGUUGACCAACCAGCAUUGACUGGACCAUGUAAGUGCGUCAUGCCACAUGUAUGGCCUUAACAACAGAAGCAGGAAUUUGGAGUUCAAGUUCUGUUGUAUUCCGAUCAAUGUGAGGCUAGCAACGACUGUCGAAAAAGGAAGAGUUGCCAGAAGUGCUGGACUUCUGUGUUUAUAGAGGAACACAAAGCAGACUGGAGUGAGGGGAAACAUUCAUGUGUCAUACAGUGGACUGGCUGGCUUAAGACUGCUUGUUGUCUGGGACAUUGAUACCUUGAUACAUGUAAUGACACUACAUAUACACGAGGGUUAAGAGGAGUAACAGGCUGUACCAGAUUAUACCCUGAUAGCUACCCACAUGCAUAGAGGAAACUACUGUCCAUCUCUGAGUAAUCGAUGAACUUUCAGGUGUAAACUCAUGGCCAACUCUGUGAGAGUGUGUAGACACGAGACCGAGAACUUGACCUGGGUUUGUCAGGACUUGAUUACCUAAUUAAAUGUAUAGAGGAGUACAGUUGAAGUCACAGAACCAAACUUGUGUAUUUGCUGCUGUAGUUCGUCGGUACAAUUGAAGUGGACAGUGUUAUGCUAUCUUGAUAAUAAUUUAAUGUCUAGGUAAAGAGAGUUGAACUUGUCAGCCACUUGAAUUUGCUGGUUAUCGUGAAGGGCCAAGUUGUUUAUUUGCAGCUAUCGAUGGGUAUCAGACAGAUCUGUUAAACAGUUAUAUGCUAUCUUGAUAAUAGUUUAAUGUCUGUAUCAGGACAGUGGAACUUACCAGCAACCUAACUUACAGAUUAUCAUCAGGAUCAAACCAAACGUAAGACCAGUGGAAAGCUAUCUUGUGAAUAUUAUUUAUGAUAUUUAUAUUAUUUACAGAUAUUUGUUUUUUUAUUAUUUGAAAUAAAUCACUUAGUAAAGGUCCCAACGUCAGAAUUGAAAGCUUGUGUAA